GCCAAUGGAAGAAGUUAUCCUUGAUUUUGUCUCCAAUCUUAAAUGUCAGUGUCUAACUAGCUGCUGCACUAUUUGGCGGCCGAUGGAAUGAGGCAUCUCAAUAUUAUCACCAGUGCCUAGAUGUCUUUACUUGCUCCUUUCUAGUUUUAAACGAUUCCCCAUUUCAGCAUUCCACUGGGACUGAUAUUCCUAGAGGCUUUCUCAAGCAGGUUUCAGGGAUUAGCCACCACAAAUCCACCAAGUUAGCCUAAUUCAAGCCCCUUUUCGCAUACUUUGCAUUUUCACAUUUCAUCCAACUAUAUCUUUGAUUAUAGCAUGCCUUCAACGCCUCAUGCUCCAUCUUCACCUGCACGACCUGGGCGGUGCAGUCCUUGGGUAAUUGCCCCAGUUGCUAUCAUUUGCACUACCCUCCUGGUGUUUAGGUAUUUCAGGGUACUAAAACGACUCUGCUGUGCUUGCACUGCUGCAACAUAUUCUAGAAACCAGGGUCAAAGGCGAUUUCUAGAUGACAGCAACUUUGAUCCUCCUCCUUCACAGAACCAGAGCAAUGCACUGGAAUCCACUGUUAUACACUCUCUUCCCAUCUCCCAAUACAAGAAGGAAAACAAAGAAGAACCACAGCCGAGCAACACUGAUUGUGCAGUUUGCUUGGGUGAGUUUGAAGAAGGAGAUUUGCUAAGACAUCUACCAAAUUGCACACAUGCGUUCCACAUUUCUUGCAUUGACACUUGGUUUCUGUCACACUCAAGCUGCCCGCUUUGCAGAUCAAGUGUUUCUGAGCUACAAAUAAGGCCAGAAUGCUCUGUAUCUAUGUUCACGAUAGUAGAGACCUUAAGCAGAGAAGAUUUCUCGCAGGACAGGGCAGCACAUUACCAAAUGCUACGCUCUGAGGUCCUACGAAAUUCAGCACUUACGUAUGCAGCAACAGGCGGUCGAUAACAAUUUUGAGCAUAGAACACACAUGGGAAGGGGUCGUCAGAUAACUUGGCUGGUAAAGAACAUUGGAAUUGUACGAAGAACUCUGCUUCCCAGGGCUAAAUUAAGCUGCCAGAGUGCAAUGAAUCAACUUAUAAGGGAUAAGUUGACAGCAAAAAAAUCUCAAAACCAAGACAAUUUAGUUCCUGUAGGAUAAACGGACACCAAUUCUGGCGAAAGCUAAUUUUGUAGCGAUACAAACAAAAAAUGUGGGGCUGUUGCCCCAUCUUGAAUUUUUUGUAUUUAGUCCACAAAAAGGCUGCAGAUUCUGCAAUCCAAGAACAAAACAUCAAAUAACCAAAUUUAUGGACCUUCUAGCUAAUUGAACGCUCUUGGUUAAUGAGAUGGGAUGGAAUGGUUCACAGUAGUCAUGAAAUGAUUCAAAAACGACUGCACCAGCCGGGAAUCGAACCCGGGUCUGUACCGUGGCAGGGUACUAUUCUACCACUAGACCACUGGUGCAGAUACCCAACACUUAAACGCACCUUUUUCAUGAUCUCCGAAUAAUUUUUCCAACGUAAAAGGAUCUUUUCUCGGAGCGGCCACUUCCAAAGUUCUUGUCGAUAUAGUUUAUUUUCCCAUUAAGAAGAUUAGAUGCAUCGCCCUUCACCAUCACUGAUACUUGAGUUGAAAGCAGUCCUCAAUCAGCGAGAAAGUGGCGACAAAAGAUUCAUGCAAACAUUGAGACCGCAUGAAGAGGCAAAAGGUUAUAUAUCUUGCACGUAUAAACCUUAAGACCCACCUCCAGAAAUGACCAACUAAUGCAGAUGGUCAAACUCAAAUUCAUGCAACACACCUCAAAUAUGCAAACAUGUUAAGAGGUUUUUGUCUAAAAACCUUUUUUAUAAGUUAGUGUCGCUGCAUCCAUAAAACCAUCACCACGACCACUCGCCUUUGUUAUUUUGAAGCUUGCCAAUCAAACCAGAAUACACAU
This is a messenger RNA of Theobroma umbraticum, 1909 nucleotides long. Its product is annotated as RING-H2 finger protein ATL8-like. Gene Ontology annotation, biological process: protein ubiquitination. The record is from RefSeq and is a predicted model, not a curated record. NCBI's taxonomy places the organism in Eukaryota, Viridiplantae, Streptophyta, Magnoliopsida, Malvales, Malvaceae. Gene Ontology annotation, molecular function: transferase activity.